AUGAGCAACAGCACCUCUUCCCCAGGCCAAUGUGAAGGGCUCUUGGGAACACGUGUACUGGUGGCUACGGCAUACUCUGUUUACUCAGUCUCUGGCACUUUGGCCAAUGUUUUGGUAAUUUAUCUAGUUUGCUCUUUCAAGAAACUCAAGACGACCAGUAAUGCAUUCAUCGUGAAUGGUUGCGUUUCAGAUCUUCUAGUAUGUGCUUUCUGGAUGCCUCAAGAAGCAAUAUUAAUAUCCACUGGUCGUCUGGAGAAUCCCUCUUACAGAGUGUUCAUGGAAGGGGUAUUUUUCCUGUGGAUGACAGUGUCUCUCUUAUCGCACUCACUGAUUGCAUUGAAUCGUUUUGUUCUCAUCACCAAACUGCCAACAGUUUACCACACUGUGUAUCAGAAGAGGAACACGGAGUGGAUGAUUGCCAUGGCUUGGGUAUUGCCGCUUGCAUUCUUGCUUCCUUGGCUUUUUGGACAAAGACCUUAUGAUGUUAUUUUCCCUUGCCCGCAACUCAGACUUUAUGUGUUUUGGGGUCAUGAGGUCCCGGUGUCUAGUUCCUACACGGCCAUCCUCUCUGCCGUCACAGUACUGAGUCAGACAAUCAUCCUUUUUCAUUGCUACUUCCGCAUUUUCAGAAAAGUGCAGGUCAGUCUAAAGCGGGUAAGUGUUCUCAAUUUCCAGGUGGUCCAUAACUUGCCCUGUUCUUGCCCUCGUAAGGACAAACGUCUGGGACUGUACGUGCUGAUUGUGUGCUGUGUUUUCACCCUGACCACAGAGCCCUUUGCAUGGUCAGUCCUUUAUGGCCUGUUCCAGCCAUUACCCAGUGGGAUUGUGGUUGGCAGCUGGCUCCUGCUUUGUCUGCUGUUUGUGCUUAACCCCUUCAUAUACACCUGGAAGAAUGAAGAGUUCCGAAGGUCGUUUCGAGCUGUAGUUGGAGGUGAACUAUGGAAAAGCUCUGCAAACACUGCCGAUCCAGUAGUUCAAACAAUAUCGCAGAAUGAUCCAUGA
Molecule: messenger RNA, 1002 nt
Organism: Staurois parvus
Lineage: Eukaryota; Metazoa; Chordata; Amphibia; Anura; Ranidae
Source: the annotation of a GenBank genome assembly